This is a messenger RNA of Kluyveromyces lactis, 684 nucleotides long. It is a transcript of the gene ADK1, whose product is annotated as adenylate kinase ADK1. Gene Ontology annotation, biological process: ADP biosynthetic process. The transcript has a single exon. Gene Ontology annotation, cellular component: cytoplasm; mitochondrion. NCBI's taxonomy places the organism in Eukaryota, Fungi, Ascomycota, Saccharomycetes, Saccharomycetales, Saccharomycetaceae. The coding region runs from base 1 to 684 and encodes 227 amino acids. The record is from RefSeq and is a predicted model, not a curated record. Gene Ontology annotation, molecular function: ATP binding; AMP kinase activity.
AUGUCCCAAGAUUUGUCCCAUGUUCCAGAAUCCAUCAGAAUGGUCUUGAUUGGCCCACCAGGUGCUGGUAAGGGUACCCAGGCUCCUAACUUGACCGAAAGAUUCUGUGCUUGUCAUUUGGCUACCGGUGACAUGUUAAGAUCUCAAGUCGCCAAGCAAACUCCAUUGGGUAUUGAAGCCAAGAAGAUUAUGGACGAUGGUAAGUUGGUCUCUGACGAAAUCAUGAUUAACAUGAUUAAGGAUGAGUUGACUAACAACCAAGACUGUAAGAAGGGUUUCAUCUUGGACGGGUUCCCAAGAACCAUCCCACAAGCUGAGAAAUUGGAUGAAAUGUUGGCUCAACAAGGUAGACCAUUGGAAAAAGCCGUUGAAUUGAAGAUCGAUGAUGAAUUGUUGGUUAGCAGAAUUACUGGUAGAUUGGUUCAUCCAGCUUCUGGUAGAUCUUACCACAAGGUCUUCAACCCUCCAAAGACUGAAAUGAAGGACGAUAUCACCGGUGAAGAUUUGGUCCAAAGAUCUGAUGACAACGUCGAAGCAUUGAAGAAGAGAUUGACUUCUUACCACAAGCAAACCGAACCAAUUGUCGAUUUCUACAAGAAAACUGGUAUCUGGGCUGGUGUCGACGCUUCCCAACCUCCAAAGACCGUCUGGUCUGAUAUCUUGAAGUGUUUGGGUAAGAACUAA